Messenger RNA from Myripristis murdjan (pinecone soldierfish), 3094 nucleotides. It is a transcript of the gene mob1a, whose product is annotated as MOB kinase activator 1A. NCBI's taxonomy places the organism in Eukaryota, Metazoa, Chordata, Actinopteri, Holocentriformes, Holocentridae. The transcript has 6 exons. The record is from RefSeq and is a predicted model, not a curated record. The coding region runs from base 174 to 824 and encodes 216 amino acids.
AGAGCGACAGCGCCUGUCCGCCGGGCCGCUGCAGAUAGAGGAAGAGGCUGUGCUCGCUGUUAGCUCGUUAGCAGCGCUGACAAGUGGUCCCGAGCGGCGAGUUGGAAACUUCCAUUUCCCAAACCGGAGUUUGAAGUUGUAAUUUUAACUCUCUAAACGACCUCUUCGCAACGAUGAGCUUCCUGUUUGGCGGCCGCUCAACCAAGACCUUCAAGCCGAAGAAGAACAUCCCAGAGGGCUCCCAUCAGUAUGAGCUGCUGAAACAUGCCGAGGCCACGCUGGGGAGUGGGAACCUGAGGCAGGCUGUCAUGCUACCUGAGGGGGAAGACCUCAAUGAGUGGAUUGCUGUCAACACGGUGGAUUUCUUCAACCAAAUCAAUAUGCUGUAUGGGACCAUCACAGAGUUCUGCACUGAGACCAGCUGCUCUGUCAUGUCUGCUGGACCAAGAUAUGAGUACCACUGGGCUGAUGGCACCAAUAUAAAGAAACCUAUCAAGUGCUCUGCCCCCAAGUAUAUAGACUACCUGAUGACUUGGGUGCAGGAUCAGCUGGAUGACGAGACACUUUUCCCCUCCAAGAUCGGAGUGCCUUUUCCCAAGAACUUCAUGUCUGUGGCCAAGACAAUCCUGAAGCGUCUGUUCAGGGUUUAUGCCCACAUCUACCACCAGCAUUUCGACUCUGUAAUGCAGCUGCAGGAGGAGGCCCAUCUCAACACCUCCUUCAAGCACUUCAUUUUCUUUGUUCAGGAGUUCAACCUCAUCGACAGGCGUGAGCUUGCGCCCCUGCAGGACUUAAUUGAGAAACUUGGAUCCAAGGACAGAUAGACUCUUCACCACACAUCUCCGUUUUAACUGUUUGCUCCUCUCCUUCUCCCUCUCUGUGACUGCUACCUCUGUGACUUCUAGUCUCAACUCUUAAACUUUGUGCCUUUUCACUUCCUUCACCAGGACGUUUGUACUGUACGUUUCCCUUUAACCCUUGUGUUGUCUUUCAACUUUCCUCAGAGCCUUUUUUUUGUUGUUGUUUAUUCUAGUCACUCCAGAUUAGAUACCAGAGUGUAGAGUAGUAAAAAAUAUUUUUUCACAGGACUGAGGUUCACAAAAUAUAAUAUCUACCGACUGAAUUUCUGUUUUGGACCAAGGGAAUAUGGGGAGCUGAAAUGAAAACCAGCCUUUUUUUUUCUUCAGAAGUUGGCGUAUAGUGUUAUAAGUGUUUAAACAUUUUUUUUUAGUUAUUGAUAGUUUUGUUUUGCAUUAAGGUGUAGCUAUUGCAGUUAUCAUGACCAAAUAUACCAAUGUAAGAGUUUGUAGCAUCUGCUUUAUUAGCGUACAGUGGAGAGUAACAGAGAACGUGGUGAGAAAGGAGAUGACACACAACAAGAGUCAUAGAUGGGAUUCACAGCCAUGAUAAUACAUGUGCAUGGUGUUAGUUUUUAAUCUAACUUGAAGGCAGGCAACUGAAAAAUGCACUUUUUUUUCUUAGUGCCGGCUGUCGUGCGUGGUUAUGUAUCCACUGAUGAUAACAGUGACAACACCUGUGGCUUGUUCUUUGACAUGGCACACUGACACAGUGCCAGGCCCAGAGGACAGCUGAUAGGGACACGAUUUUAUUCUUGUCCCAGAAUUGUCCCACAAAAACAAAUCCAUCUACUGCAUUUUUUUUUCUUUUUGAAUUUGGUCAUGCAAUACUGUGUUUUGCACAUGUUUUUUUCUGCUACUUUUUUUUUUUUUUUUAUACAGGAGGGUGACUGAAAUAGAAAAAUACAAACUCUCGUCAGAGUAAUGCUUUCAGUGACUUUUUUUUAUCUGCUUUAGUCAUUAUUCUUAAACACCGAGUUAAAGAGAAAAAUGAAAUGUUUAUCUCACUGCUUAAAAGUUAAUCAUGAAGCCAGCAAGAUGGAUGAAGAUUAUGGUGAAAAUGAACAUGUCAAAAUUAGAAGUAGGAUAGUGUAAUGUGAAUUUAAAAUUUUACUGUCAUUUCAGCCAGUUAAUUUUUGUGGUGCCGAUGAAUUACGAACCUCUGUGGAUGUCCCUUAAAUGCUGGUACUCAAUUUUCAGUUUUGUUUGUAUUGAAUACUUCCCCUCAGGCAUGGAAAAUGGAGAAAUAACCGAUGCACAUGUGCACAGCAUGGAUGACUGACUUGAGGUGUAUGAAGUUUUUUUUUUUUUUUUUUUUCCAUUGCUGUGUUAUUUGUCUUAUUGGAGCAUGUACAAUUACCAUGGUCAUUUCCUGUGCUUAGUUCUGGCUGCAACAGCAGGGCUGUUAGCUGUGCCAUCCUGUCACAAACUAAUGCAACUGUGAUUCCAUUUUAUUCAAAACACACUUGAAUGUGGUAUUUAUUUGGCAGCAUUUGAGGAAGGGACAGGGUCUGUGUCUGGUCUACGUCCUAAUCUGUUAUGAACUUAAACUGAUAUCAGACAAUCAUGGAUAAUGUAACCAGUCCACAGGUUUGAAUAGAAGAGAUGUUACAUUUCUGAAUGCUUCACAGACCCCAAACAAUGUGAUUUGGUUUGUCUCAUCAUGUACCAAUGUUCGUCUCAUCAUGUACCACUUUUUGAAAACAUUGUUUUCAGACCUUGGCAAUAAGAACAACUGAAAACAUUUUAAGAUGUGAAACAACAUGUUUGACAUACCCUGACUGGUUGGUUAGAAGACCAAGCUCACAUUAAUUAAAUUGUCAACGGACAUAUUAACAGAGUUAUUUUAAUAGAGAAUCUUUUCUGAAUAUCAUACAAAUCCUUUCUUUGAAUCUAGUCACAUAUUUGAAAUGUGUUUUCCCUUUUCACCCUGUCUUUCAUUUUAAAACUAGGUUUUAUGACUUGGGGUUACAUUUCAUUUUUCAUGGUAAACUGUACCCUUUGGAUCAAAUGAGGGGCAAGGGCUUUCAAACAAAUUAAAAUUUUUAUAUUUACAAUGACUGUCAUAUUAUUGGGUGGUAAUCUUGCCUGGGAAGAGGAGUGUUUGUACUGCGUCCAAAUAUUUGCUGUAAAUAAGAUCAGUGUUUUAUCUGAACAAAACUGUGCCUUACACAAAUAAAAAUGUCUGAUAUGACAGUAUUGGUAGAUGGAAAAACUUAAUAAACACAGAAAAGAAA